Messenger RNA from Punica granatum (pomegranate), 1174 nucleotides. The record is from RefSeq and is a predicted model, not a curated record. Lineage: Eukaryota; Viridiplantae; Streptophyta; Magnoliopsida; Myrtales; Lythraceae.
GGAAAAAAGAAAAAAAGAAAAAGCAAAACGACAGAGGACAGCCAGUUCCCCGACAACAUCAACCAUGUACGGCCAGAUUCGAGCUCAUCACCUGCGUGCUACUCGCGCGUCGAAUCCCUAGAGACAUUUCCAUUUCUAGGGCUUGGAACCUGGACCAUAUUCCCAGCGUUGCAUAGAGCCUGUCUGCAGGCUAGCCGUGAUUGAGCUGCAAAAUGGCGCGAAUGGUGAGGAGCUGCAUGCAGUCGAUGCUGAAGCUGGUGAAUUCCGUCAACGGGAUGGUCGGAAUUGCGAUGAUCCUGUACUCCGUCUGGAUGCUCAAAAUCUGGGAGAGGCACACGUAUGAUUUGCCCUUCGACGACUCGAGUCAGCCUAAUCCAUGGUUCAUUUAUACCUUUCUUGGCCUCAGCAUUAGUUUGUGUGUGAUUACAUGCUUUGGACAUAUCGCUGCUGAAACUGCCAAUGGCUGUUGCCUUUAUUUGUAUAUGUUCCUUGUCUUUUUGCUUCUCGCUCUGGAAGGUGCUGUCACUGCUGACGUAUUGCUAAAUCCUCACUGGGAGCAGGACUUUCCCAAUGAUCUCACUGGGAACCUAGAUCAGUUAACAGAAUUCGUGAGGUCGAACUUUGAUAUGUUUGAAUGGAUCGGAUUGACAAUUGUGUCCGUACAGGGACUAUGUAUCCUAUUGGGACUGGUGCUCAAAGCUCUCGGACCACAUCCGUACUAUGACAGUGAUGAUGAGUUUGCUUCUGAAAGCGUUCCACUUCUGAGAGAUGGUGCCGGCCAGCCAUCUGAUUCAUGGAGUAUAAGAAUCAAUGAGAAGGUUAAAAGGUGAUGCGACUGAAUCAGCAAGGAGGCUGAGAGUGCAGAGUAAAUCUACUUCUAUCAGUAUCUGAAACUACGAGUUGAAGGCUGAGAAGCUUCUGUCCUUAGAUGCAGGAGGAACACUCUGUUAUGUAUAUUCAAAAGAGAAAUACUGAUAGUUUCUUAGGAAAAUGGACGUUGUCGAAUUUCAUUCGUCUUUCGAUGUAUCUAUCAGCAUCAUUAGCCUCCCUUUGUGGCAUAUGAGAUUUAGCAUCAGUAGAGCAAUAUUUUUGGGAUUCUGAAGCCUGAAGUAGGGUUGGCAAAAAGGGACAUAAAACUGAACGUGCCAUAAUGGGAAAACCAAUUUUUCAGAUA